Molecule: messenger RNA, 5697 nt
Organism: Harpia harpyja (harpy eagle)
Lineage: Eukaryota; Metazoa; Chordata; Aves; Accipitriformes; Accipitridae
Gene: PLEKHO1
Product: pleckstrin homology domain containing O1
Exons: 6
Coding region: 404-1693 (429 amino acids)
Biological process (GO): regulation of myoblast fusion
Cellular component (GO): muscle cell projection membrane; ruffle membrane
Source: RefSeq, a predicted model, not a curated record
CACACACACAUCCAGCCACUCACAUCAGCAGUGAGUCAGAAACAAAGAAGAAAAACCCUCGUGGGCUGCGAUUCGCCCUUUAUUGUGAACUCCAGACGUCAUACGCGCAAGGCUAUAGAUGGAGCUCGGGAGCCCAGGCCAGCCCAGUGCAAGCCCACGAGAGCUCAGUGAUGGUGGUGGUGGUGCCGGUUGGUGGGGGGGGAUGCUGUGUCUGUAUGGCUAAGGAUGUAUUACAGAGGCGGGCUGGUCUUAAUGUAACUAGAGAGCUUCUGUAAUCUACAAAGGGUGAAGACAGAGAGGGAGUAAGAGGAGGUACCCUGUGUAUUUCCCAGCCACGCUCUCCCCAAGAGGAGGCCCUCUCUGACCCCCCCCCCAAUCUCCCUCCAGCGCAGCACACCAAGGAAUGAUGAAAAAAAAUAAUUCUGCAAAAAGGGGGCAACAGGAUGGAAACCAGCAAUCUGUGCAGCCAGAGAAGGUCGGCUGGGUGCGGAAAUUUUGCGGGAAAGGCAUUUUUAGGGAAAUCUGGAAAAACCGUUAUGUGGUUUUGAAGGGAGAUCAGCUUUACAUCUCGGAGAAGGAGGUAAAAGAUGAAAAAAACAUACAGGAAAUGUUUGACCUGAGUGAUUAUGAGAAAUGUGAAGAGCUCAGGAAGUCCAAAAGCAGAAGCAAAAAGAACCACAGCAAAUUUACCCUCGCCCACUCCAGACAGCCUGGAAACACGGCACCAAAUCUGAUAUUCCUGGCUGUGAGUCCAGAAGAGAAAGAGUCCUGGAUUAAUGCCCUCAACUCUGCAAUCACACGUGCUAAAAACCGCAUCUUAGAUGAGGUUACUGUCGAAGAGGACAGCUACCUCGCCCACCCAACACGUGACAGAGCAAAAAUACAGCACUCCCGACGCCCUCCAACACGGGGACAUUUGAUGGCUGUGGCAUCUACCUCAACCUCUGAUGGCAUGUUGACACUUGACCUGAUCCAGGAGGAAGACGCCUCUCCAGAGGAUCACAGCACCUGUGAAGAGAGUUUCCGGGUGGAUCUGGAUAAGUCAGUGGCACAUCUUACUGCUGGACGGCGCCGGUCGGAUUCAGAGAACGUCAAGUCAUUGGAGAAAGGCCAGACAGGGAGCCUCCCGAGACGGGAGGUGACCUCAUGGGACAGAUCCGGGCAGCGCAAUGACUCCUUUGACAAAGGGACCAUGUACACACCACAGGUCCCCAAAAAGCUCUCGCACUCAGAAAAGAAUAAAUGUGCCUCCAUGGAAGAAAUUCUGUCUCGGCGGGACUCUUCCACGCACCGGGCGGUGCUGAGGAGGGGGCUGGAGGCUCAGUUUGCCUCAGCAGAACCAGAGCAGCUGUCCCGGAUACAAGAACUGGUUGCACUGAAACUGGAAAAAACUCAGGAACUGCUGACAGAGGUGAAGGGCUAUGGGGAAGGCAAGAGAAAGACCAAGGAUUCCAACACCAGCACCACCACCACCACCUCUUCUUCCUCAUCAUCUUCCAAGUCGGACUCUGAAAGGAUCCUGCAGGAAUCUGAGAGGUUGCUGGGGGAGGCUUCCUCCACCUGGAGCCAAGCCAAGAGGGUGUUGCAGGAGAUCAAAGAGUUGAGGGACCUGUACAAACAGUUUGAACUGCAGCAGUCGGACUCAAAACCCAAACAGAGCUCACAGUCUCAGUACAGGAAGAGCAUGAUGUGAAGGCAAGCCUUGGGAUUGGGAGGGAGGGACAGGGGAGGGCGGCCAUUUGGUCUUUUUUUUUAAUUAUUAUUAUUAUUUACAGUGUUCGAAAGAGUGAAAAGGUGCCUGUUCUCACCCAAGUUUGCUUCUCAAAGCUUGAACCCUUCCUUUCCUCCAUCACAUCCCCUGACGAAACAACCCUGCGUUCCAAUAAAUUCAGUUACAGUUUAUACCUCCUUUUUUAAAGAGCACCCUUUGCACCACAGGCCCCCAACUUCUGUCACGCUUGGAGGACGGAAGAAAGCACCAGUUCCUAGUAAACACCCCUGCAUGCCUGGAGCAGCACAUGCAUAACAACGGGGACAGAUGCUCUUGCGCUGUAUAAGCCCUGGCUUUGCUGCUCUAAUGUCUGAGCUGUAUCCUGCAUUACAGCUCCUUGACCAAGAGUCUUGUCUUGUUCCCUCACUGUCCUCUUGGAAAUAAAUGACAAAAAAAGGUGUCCGUCCCAGCCAAUGCUUGGAAGUCCCCAUUAUCCAGGAACUAUCUUGAAGAUGCUUGGAAGUUCAGGCUGACCUCAAGUUUUAAGUGAGUCAUCAGAGGCACUCGCUGGACUGCAGCUAGUGAGGUUCUGUCCUGGCACAGGUCUCUUUUGUGAACUCCUGGGGUCAGCAGCUGUUAUUCUUGUGGUACAUAUACAGCCCUCCAGAAGGAGGACUACAGGUAUGCAAUCUGUGUUCAAACUAAUCCUGUCUGUCCAUUGAUGCUUUACAGAACCCCCUUGGCCCUGUGCAAUGGGAGUUAGCAGCUCUAUGUCUUCCUUUCUGUGCAAAUAGAGGAUCAAAGCCUUGAAUCUAACAGACAGCCUAUAUGGGUUGUUUGGGGGGAUUGUUUUCUGGCUUUUCCAUUUUCAUUUCAUUUUUUUUUUCCUUUUCUUUGAGCUGAGGGGAAAUGGAAAAAUCAGGGUUGUGUACAGGCAGCAGCCGGCAACCAAGAGCCAGAAGUAGUUUUGGUAGGUUUGAUUCUGUUCUCUCAUGCAUGCACAGGCUCGGUUUCUGCCAGUCAGACUGCAACAGAUAGUCCUUGUUGCUCCCCUAAGAUCAGAAUCAGACCUACUGAAAUGAAAGCUGAGCCUGUAAGAGAGCUCAAAUACCCUCAUCUUGGUGAUGCCAAGCACUUUGCUAAAUAGGUGGCUCAGUUUUCAUGCCUUUAAGCAGAAAGACAAGAAAGGAGGAUGUUAAGAUGUCUCACAGGUCUUAAAGUACACCAAUGUGGUAACAUCCAACUGUUACUUUUUUUAAAAAAGGAAACCUAAUUCCCUUACCUACAUUGCAAAUAAUCCAUGAAAAUAUUAAAGCCAACAGAGUUAUUCCCUGGUCGCAGUUGGUGUUGUCUAUUUUCUUUUAAUGGUUGACUUCCCUUGGAAAGGAGAUUGGUUACUUUCACUUGUGUCUAGUCAGCUUUACUAUGCAGGUUCAUGUUGACGUGUAGUUGCCAGCACUGCAAAGAAAGCAUUUCUGCUUUUUUUAAUUAGUCCUUCUCCCACUUUCCUGUUAGAAUUACUGGUAGAAUUAUUACUGUUCCUAUUAUUUACAAACUUCAGAUCUGACCCUUGCAACAACCUUUCACAUGUUCCUGACUCUAGCACAGCUCAUUGCCCACUCUUAAAGGACAGUUUUGAAAAGGCAUCACUCUUUCACCUAAGCUCUUGUCACACAGCGGCAUGCUACAGCUGUCCAGGGGUAUACAUGUCACGCUUCCAGCAUUUUUGUUCUUUUCAAUUUUUUUUCUCACCUUUUCUAUCACUUGAAGGAUCUGUUUGGAUGCAUCAGAGGAAAAAACAUAAUCUCUAAAAGAGAUUAAAAAAGAAUGCAUGUCAGCCACUCUGAUAAAACCCUCCCAUUCAGCUCUUUGACUGAGAGAAGAAAAAUAAGCAAAUAUUUUCCAGAUGUGACAUUCAGCAUUAAAAUUAGCCUUGUUUUCAAAAUAAGAAAGCUAGUCUAAAAACCGGGAGGUUUGAAUUGCACUCAAUCGGGAUGGAUGUGCGUCGUGACUGGCCUACUGGACUGAUGUCAAAAUGUAAGCAUGAAAAUACACUUGAUCCUGACUGUACAGGGGUCAUGAAGCACUCUCAAGUCUUUUUUAAGCAACAAGGUACUAUAAAAAUUGGCUGAUUAACAGGGUGAAAACAGUGCUGGAGGCAAGGCUGAAACAUUGAGCAGUCACCCAAAACAGGUGACAUUUUUUGUUAGACAGGUAACUAAGGGCAUCUUCAUUUCACUGCUGCCUCCCCAAGAUUACGGCACUGAAUCACAUCUGAUAAGACCUAGAGGUCUGGACGCAGUGUUGCCAUCUUCAGGUCUCUGCUGUCCAGAGAAAAGGGAAGCAUUACACACUUGUCAGAGCUGGGCAGAAAUACAGGACCAUUUCUGCUCCUCAGUCCAACUUGUGCAAGCCUUUCAAUUUUGUAACUAGAACAAGAUUUGGAGGAAAUUAUGGAGCUGACUUAGGAAGUUAGGAAGAAACUACUUCCAACCUGGGAAGAAUUGCAGUUCUCAUCCUGGCAAAACCCAGGAGGCAAUUUCCUAGUUCCAGUCUGAAAACCUAAAGGGCCAAGUUCGAUGCAGCUCUAGGUGCAGCAUUUCCAUUUGGACAGCAGAGUGCUGCCUGGGUACUGAGCCACAGCACAACAGUAGGAGUGGCAGCUUUUCUGCUCCCAGUGCUAGGUUCUUGCCCUAGAAGAUGUCCAGCUCUCACACUGUUCGUGUCUUACCCCAGGCUCUUCUCCUCCACUCUGCAGGGAAGAGAGUGCAUCAGGCUAGCACGAGUACAACGUGACUUAGGACAAUUUUUCAAACUGUACAACACAAGAUCCCAGAUGUGAUCAAUACAUCGGCUUCUCCCUCCCUUCUCUCCACCUCAGCUCAUGACUGCUGAGUAGGAUCUUGUGAAGAUUUACUAUUUCUAAAAUUGAUUGGAAACUUUCUUUCAGAAUAUGUUCCCUGUUAGAAAGCAUCAUUCCUGAUGGGGCCCAGGGAAAAGGAAUAACUUAGGAAGAAAAAAACCAUGAGUUUUCAGAGUAGAAAAGUAUAUUUUUCACUUGGGAAUAUUUUUGUAUUAUACCAAAUGUGAAUUUUUCCUUAAAAAUCUCCAAGUCAAAAUAAAACAUUUUGUUUUACCAACUUCCCCCCUUCAAGAAGCCUGACACUUUUUUCCACAGGCAAUUUUUACAUUGUUUUCAUUCAAAACAAAAUUAAACUCAAAUUGUGGAAUUCUUCACGAGGCAGAAAUGCCAGGCUCCAACCGGGUCUGAUUACCAGGCUGUGAAAACUUCAAGCCUCAGUUCAGCCUCUGUGCUGCCGAGCAUUUUGUAUGACUAGGUCAUGGCUAAGAGACCCAGUCACACACCAGAGCCAGAGCAAAGGGUUCUGUGUAUUAUUAGAUGCUUCACAAGAAUAUCUAUAAACUCAUUCCUACAUUAGGAGCCUCUGACUCUAGACAUUGCACAAAUUGAAAGGAUCAAAAUAUCCCUCUCCCCUUCUCCCACAUGGGCUAUAAUUCUGCCCUCUUUUUAUUCUUUUUUAAUUUAUUUUAAAUUUUGCAAAGUUCUCCCCUCUGUCAGUCCUCUGGGAUUAGAGACAAAAAGCCAAUUAUGAGCAAGAAUGGCAUGUGUAUGGAACACAUGCCAGCCACAUUAGUGCUGCUGUUUCUUUCCUUCUUGAGCACAGCUUCCUGAGUGGAGAACUGACAGGGAAGCUGUGGCUGGGCCUGCCAGAGGGGAACCUUCCUGAGGGCAGGGAGCAGUGGGUUGAGCCUGUUUCCUUCCACCCAGCGGGUGUAGUUCAUUGACAGAUCACAGUGAGCGACAGUUUACUUAGCCAUACAGAUGGCUAAGGAAGGCACUGAACACACAGCGACUCUCACCCUUAUUUUCUCUAACUGAACCACAUUCAAAAGGACUGAGUAGAAAUUCUGCUUUUUUCAAAAAAAACCUACAAACGGCAAUAAUAAAAAUGACUCAGCCGCAA